Molecule: messenger RNA, 1276 nt
Organism: Pyrus x bretschneideri (Chinese white pear)
Lineage: Eukaryota; Viridiplantae; Streptophyta; Magnoliopsida; Rosales; Rosaceae
Product: pentatricopeptide repeat-containing protein At3g13160, mitochondrial-like
Exons: 1
Coding region: 16-1164 (382 amino acids)
Cellular component (GO): chloroplast
Molecular function (GO): protein binding
Source: RefSeq, a predicted model, not a curated record
ACCACUUCCGAGACGAUGUCGUUCUCUCGCCUCCUCCAGCGCGCCUUCUGCACCGCCACCCAAUCCAACGCCGCCACCACCACCAACAGCAUUGGCGCCAUUUCCACCGACCUCUACAAAGAGCGCAACCUGAAACGCCUCGUCGAGAAGUUUAAGAAGUCCUCCGAGCUCUACCGCUUCCGUACCAAAACCCCCAUUUACGAGAACACCGUCCGCCGUCUCGCAGCCGCCAAACGUUUCAAAUGGAUCGAGGAGAUCCUGGAGGACCAGAAGCAGUACCCGGACUUUUCCACGGAGGGAUUCGCUGUCCGACUGGUUACGCUUUACGGGAAAGCUGGCAUGUUCGAAAAUGCCGAGAAGGUGUUCGACGAAAUGCCUGAGAAAAGCUGUGAGCGCACCGUCUUGUCCUUUAAUGCCCUCUUGGGUGCUUGUGUUAACUCCAAGAAAUUCGACAAGGUUGAUGAGGUUUUUAGAGGGGUCUCGCAGAAGUUGUCAAUUGAGCCGGAUGUGGUGUCGUAUAAUACUGUGGUCAAAGCGUUUUGUGAAAUGGGUUCGUUGGAAUCGGCCGUUUCAAUGCUUGUUGAGAUGGAGAAUAAGGGUGUUGAGCCGGAUGUGAUCACAUUCAACACGAUCAUGAAUGGGUUGUAUGUGAAUAAUCAGUUUUUGGCAGCCGAAAAAAUAUGGAGUCGAAUGGUGGAGAAGAAUGUUGUGCCUGAUGUUAGGAGCUACAAUGCCAGGUUGCUGGGAUUGGCUUCGGAGAAGAAAACUAACGAGGCGGUUGAGUUAUUCGAGGAAAUGAGGAACAAGGAAGUGAAACCUGAUGUUUUUAGCUUCAAUGCCUUGAUCAAGGGAUUUGUUAAUGAGGGGAAAUUGGAAGAAGCUAAACAGUGGUACCGUGAACUGGUGAAGAGUAGUUGUGCUCUGCAAAAAUGGACUUUCCAGAUGCUUGUUCCCUUUGUUUGCGAGAAGGGUGAUUUGGACUUUGCCUUUGAACUCAGCGAGGAAAUUUUCAAAAGGCGCCUCCUUGUCGAUGUGGAACUAUUGCAGGUUGUGGUGGACGGGCUGGCUAAGGCUUCCAGAAUCAAUGAAGCAAAGAAGAUUGUGAAGCUUGGGAACACAAAUACUUACCGGCGUUACAAUUUGCAGUUGCCUUCGGAGGACUAAUGUAUUUCUGUUGUUCUUUGUUCUGUUUUGCGUGUUGAAACGUUUGUGGUUUUAUUGCUAGACCCUUUAAAUUUUACUAUUUAAAUUCGUGAAAGCUUCAAUAAUUUCUUCA